Messenger RNA from Kazachstania africana CBS 2517, 1713 nucleotides. It is a transcript of the gene ERO1, whose product is annotated as ER oxidoreductin. The transcript has a single exon. Gene Ontology annotation, biological process: protein folding in endoplasmic reticulum. Bases 1 to 1713 code for a protein of 570 amino acids. Gene Ontology annotation, molecular function: FAD binding; thiol oxidase activity; protein-disulfide reductase activity. The record is from RefSeq and is a predicted model, not a curated record. Lineage: Eukaryota; Fungi; Ascomycota; Saccharomycetes; Saccharomycetales; Saccharomycetaceae. Gene Ontology annotation, cellular component: endoplasmic reticulum; endoplasmic reticulum membrane.
AUGAAGUUACAAAGUCUCAUAACUUUACUUGGGGUGACAGCAUCGACAGUUUUGGCGCAAGACGCCAACGGUACAUCUCCCAGCAUACAGGGAAUAGCUGAUUCCACUCCAUUUUGUAAAAUGGACAAAGAUGAGAAGCUAGGCCCUGGAUGUGAUGUAACUAUACAGGAGAUUAAUGAAAUAAACAAGAAAAUAAGGAAGGAUGUACUGGGUUUAGUAAAUACUGACUUUUUCAAGUAUUUCAAGUUUGACCCUUACAAGCAAUGCACUUUUUGGGAAAAUAAUGACGGUUUGUGUUUCAGCAGAAGCUGUGCUAUUGACGUUGUCGAAGAUUGGGAUAAACUACCGGAGUACUGGCAACCAGAAGUCCUAGGAGGUGUCGAAAACGAUCAAAAUAUUGUAGCUGAAGAUAACGAAGCUAAUUUCUUAAACCAAUUAUGUGAGGGUACUAAUGGUAUCAAUGAACUACAAAAAGACAGAGAUCUCAAUUAUUUUGAUAUUAACGAUUUUACGAGCAAAGAUGCCGUCCUGGUAGAUCUAUCCAAGAACCCUGAGAGAUUUACUGGCUAUGGUGGUCAACAAGCAGGUCAAAUAUGGACGAGUAUAUAUGGUGAAAAUUGUUUCUCUACCGAAAAUGAAGAAGAGAGAUGCUUGGCUAAAGACGCUUUUUACAGAAUCGUUUCUGGGUUACACGCUUCUAUUGGUACGCAUUUAUCAAAUGAUCAUUUGGAUACAGAAACUGGCGAGUGGGGACCUGAUUUAGAUCUAUUUAUGGCCAGAGUUGGUAAUUUCCCUGAAAGAGUUUCCAACAUCUAUUUUAAUUAUGCCAUAGUUGCUAAGGCCCUAUGGAAAAUCAAUCCAUACAUGAAAGAAUUAAAUUUCUGUAGUAGCUAUAAUAAUGACGUUAAGUCCAAAUUUGUUAACAUUGUUUCAAGAUUAGAAAGCAAGAUAUUUGAUGAAGAUCUUAUGUUCAAAGAUGAUGUUACUUCCACUUUAAAGGACGACUUCAGAAACCGUUUCAAGAACGUUACCAAGAUUAUGGAUUGUGUUCAUUGUGAUAGAUGUAAGCUAUGGGGAAAAGUACAAACCACUGGUUACGCAACAAGUUUGAAGAUCUUAUUUGACUUGGAUGAAGCCGAUGAAGAAACCAAGCAAAAAGUCGUUGAUGGUCUAACAAAAUACGAAUUGAUUGCUUUAUUAAACACCUUUGAUAGAUUAUCCAAAUCUAUUGAAUCUAUCAACAAUUUUGAAAAGAUGUAUAAUGACCGUUUUGACAGUGAAAAUAACAAAUUAGAAUCAUUCUUCAAUAAGAACAAUUUCUUCAAAUUGCUACAGAAGGCAACAGAAUCUAUUCGUAAUACUAUUAAUAGUAGCAUUAACGGCACCAAUAAUGUUGUGGUGUCAGAAGAAAAGGAAAAUGAUGAUUUAAUUGAAAAUGAUGCUACUAACUUCAAUGAUUUGAAAAUGCCAAAGAAAAAGAAGUUAAAUAACUCCCGUAACAGUAAUGAAGAUGUUUGGAGCAAUGCUUGGAAUGCCGAAUUGCACAACGUCGCCGAAGCUUUAAGAUUUAUUUGGAGGAGCUACUUAGAUCUACCAAAAAAUCUAUGGAACCUCAUUUUGUCCAACUCUAUAAAGUUAUGGAAUGCAUUUGUCGGUGUCUCUAAUUAUAUUAAAGAAGAUGAAGAUGCGAACAUGUACAAAUUGAACAUAUAA